AUGGCGACUCACAUGUCAGCAGCUCCGCUGCCAGCAACCACCGGCCGGACCCACGCGCGGGGUCCUCAGGACACCACAUCGACAGAAGAUAUCGCGAACCCUAUGCCGACCGUGAAUCGCAAGAAACAGAAGCGCCGACAGAAACAAGCUGCCCGCUUAGCUGCGGAACACCCCGACACGCUGGCUUCUGGAGAUAUGGACUCGCUCGCUGCGGACGAGCCGCAUUCUGGCCACGAUGACUGCGUGUCCGACCAUUCGGAUCACCAUCAUACAGCCUCUGGGGCUCCUUGUGAAUAUGUCUCGUCGCAUCACCAUCACGACUCGCCCGCGAUACACGGUCCCCAUGAUCCUGGCGCUACCUCGGCCGAGGCCUCGAAAAGGAAGAAAAGCAGGAAAAGUCGCUCUGGGUCCCACAACUUGGGCGAAAGCAGCUCAACGCCAGUGUCAACACCGUCCGCAACCCUCUCCCACCCACCUCCACCUCCCCAAGCCCUACCAUACAUCAGUCGAUUCCCCGGAAAGAUGAAAAACAGCAUCUGGAACCAAUCCUCCUUAGAAGAGCGCGAAAACAUAAGAACUUUCUGGUUUGAGCUCGGCGAGGAAGAACGUCGACAACUUGUUAAAGUGGAAAAAGAUGCUGUGCUGAAAAAGAUGAAAGAGCAACAAAAGCAUUCCUGCAGUUGUACGGUUUGUGGAAGAAAGCGAACCGCAAUCGAGGAAGAGCUUGAGGUCCUUUAUGAUGCUUACUACGAAGAGCUCGAACAAUACGCGAACAAUAACCAAGGCGCAUUUGAAGAGGGGGCUCCAAUAAUUCCUCCACCUCGGCUAUACCACCCACCCCUUCGGUCACCAGGGCAGCAUACGCGCACUCACGGUCAAUAUCAUCCGGCUCGGAGUCGUGUUCAGGAACUGCCUGAAGAUCACGAGGAGGAGCCAGAAGAGGAAUACGAGGAGGAAGAGGAGGAAGAAGAAGAAGAGGAGGAGGAGGACGAAGAUGAUGAAGAGCUUUACAGUGACGAAGACCUGGAGGAUGAUGAAGCUCGGGCAGCCAGGGCUGACUUCUUCGCAUUUGGCAACAGCUUGACUGUCAAAGAUGGCAUACUCACCGUUGCUGACGACCUUCUUAAAAAUGACGGCAAGCAUUUUAUCGAUAUGAUGGAGCAACUGGCAGAGCGGAGAAUGCAAAGAGAAGAAGAUACCCAAUACGGCAUAGCUGCUGCGCAUCAGACAUUCCAUGGGCACAAUCAUGGACCUCUAGAUGAAGACGACUACGACGACGAGGAAGAGGAUGAAGAUUACGAUAGCCAAGAGGAGGAAGAGUUCGAUGAGGAUGAGAUGGUAAAGCGCUACUAUCCAGACUCUUCAAUCAUGGUCACUAAUCAAUACCAGGAUGCCAUGACCGAAGAACAACGUAUGCAGGAGGGACGGCGAAUGUUUCAAAUAUUUGCUGCCCGCAUGUUUGAACAACGAGUUAUGACAGCAUAUCGAGAGAAGGUCGCCGAACAACGCCAGAAGCAGCUGAUUGACGAGCUUCUCCAAGAAGAGACGUUGAAUGAGCAGCGAAAUGCCAAGAAAGCCCGGGAAGCGCAAAAGAAGAAGGACAAGAAGCGUUUGCAAAAGCAGGCUAAGGAAGAGGAAAAAGCUCGUCGGGAUGCCGAGAAGGCUGCUGAAGAGGCUGCUGCCAAGGCUGCCCAAGAGAAGAAAUCCGAGGAACAGCGCUUGAGAAGGGAAGAACAGCGCAAGAAGCGUGAAGCUGAGAGGAAGGCUCAAGAGGAAGAUCGUGCUCGCAAAGAAGCAGAUAAGCAGCGACGACUCAAAGAAGAACGGGAGCGACACGCUGAAGCUGAGCGCAAGCAGCGGGAACAGAGAGAGGAAAAGAAGAAGCGCGAGGAGGCCAAGCGCAAGGAGAAAGAGGACCGCGAGAUCCAGGAAAGGAAGGCCAAGGAGGAACUGGAGCGCAAGACACGGGAAGAGCUGGCACGAAAGGAUCGAGACGCAGCGCGAGAACAGGAAAUUCGGGAUCGUGGUGGCAGGCGCGAACACACCAGAAUGUCGCCUCCUCACACACUGCCCGGCGUCAUUCCGUACUCUUUCCAGUCUCAGCCUCCCCCGGGCUUUGCCCAAUCUCCGCACUAUCCAUUGGCGACACCCGUCGUUCCAAAAGUCUCGACUCCAGCUCGACCUCGCCAACACUCUCACCAUGGCUCUUCUACAUCUUCCCCUCAUUCGCAACCUAAUAGCGCCGACUCCUCUCACCAUCCCUCAAUCUCCCCCCGUUCCAUGGGCCAAGCGCAAUCCGGGGGUGCGUUCGGUGCCAGACAAGGCUACCAACAACCUCCAUUGCAUCACCCUCAACCUUCCGCCCCUCUUUCGCCUCUAGGACGAUCCAACCCUCCAGGAUUCCCGGGCCUCGGUGGCCUCCCAUUCAACCCUCCCGGGAUACCCGGAAUGGCUCCACGAUCAACUCUCCCUCCCGAAUCAAUGUAUUCGUCAAAUGGGGCAAUGAUGAAUCCUUUGCGGUCAUUCAACGGCAGCGGUGGAAUCGCAGCUCCGCCUGGGAUGAACGGUGUCCGCCCUGUUCCACCAGGUCGUGCAUUCCCGUCUGAUCCCGGGCAUGGCCUGUCUUUUGCCAGUAGUCACGGUGUGCCCGGUGCAUUCCCACUGCAGCAACCCGGUCUGUCCAAGACACACUCCAGACAGGCUUCUACUUCGUUCGACCGCUCUCCGUUGGACUCGGGCAGUCAGCCAUUCCCGAUCACAAGACCAAGCCCCAUCAAGCGCCCAUCCAGCUCAGCACAUGACCAGCGAGACCACGAAAACCCUUCGAUGCAACGGGAGGUUGAUGGCCUGAGUGCGCAUCUGGGUAGCAGUGCUCUCCUUGAUGAUACCGAGGUCGCCUAUCCACCAAACUUGUCCCAGUCGUUGCCUGGUGCCCCUGCCCCUGGUUUGUUCCCCGGACCGACAAGAGCUAGCUUCCAGGGUGUCUCGUUGUUCGCAGAGCCUCUAGGAUCGCCGCAGGCCAACUUUACCGUCGGUUCUCCCAUGGGUAGCAGCACAUGGGGCGCGCCCUCUCCUUUCGGGGGAUCCGCGUUCCCGGGGGCUUCUUCUACCUGGGGCCCUGCCACGGCUGGGACUGGCGGCUGGCCUCCCAGUAAUGCAUUCGCGGCCAGCGCUUCUCACCGGCCACACACUUCCCGGCCCGUCACCAUUCGUUUGUUGGCUAUCCAAGCCUGCAAGCAUCUGAAUUCCACGAUGAGUCCCCACAAGGCUGGUGGCUAUCAUCAUGUGAACCUUGUGCUUGAGCAGGUGGAUCAGCUACGCAAUCCGAAGGAACCAUCUAUCUCCUUGGGAGAGCUGCUCGACAUCUGUGACACGGAGGGCAACGCGCAGAAUGGUGGUGGCUCUUUCUCAAUCAAGGAAGGCCCUGGUGGCCAGUCCGUGCGAUUUGACCCCGAUCCCAAUAGCGCAGUCCCGGGCCACAGAGGCAGCAUUGUUCCCGGUGAUAUUGGAAGUCCUGUCCCUUCGAACAGCCACCCCGCCCCCUUUGCUGGGUUCGGUGGCCAAUCUGGCUUGCGAAAGUAUUCAUCUCCUCCAACUGGCCUAUUUGGUGGGGCUCCCUUGUCUUGA
This is a messenger RNA of Penicillium olsonii, 3627 nucleotides long. The record is from the annotation of a GenBank genome assembly. NCBI's taxonomy places the organism in Eukaryota, Fungi, Ascomycota, Eurotiomycetes, Eurotiales, Aspergillaceae.